GAAGAUUUAAAUUCUGGGUCCGGAGCUCCUCACUGAGGACACGCGCGUAAUUCUCUGUGCGUCCUCGCAGCACCAUGCCGCUCUUCCUCGUCUGACCUCCUCGCUCUCCUUCUUGGAUGAACUUUCUCGCUGCCUGCGGGGACGCGGCCGCUCGCUCCGAGAUCAUGAAGACGACGCGGAAAUGCCGCGCGCUGCUGUCGGUGGGUCUGAACCUGGUGGCCCUGUUCUUCUCCACCACCGCCUUCAUCACCACGUACUGGUGCGAGGGCACCCAGCGCGUCCCCAAGCCCAACUGCAGCAAGCAACGGCACCACAACUGCAUCGACUACGGCGUGAACGAGACGGACCAGAACAAAGUGCACUACAGCUGGGAGACCGGGGACGACCGCUUCCUCUUCCGCCGCUUCCAUACGGGCAUCUGGUACUCCUGCGAGGAGAACAUCCACGAGUCAGGUGAGAAGUGUCGGAGCUUCAUUGAUUUGGCCCCGGCAUCGGAGAGAGGCGUGCUGUGGUUGUCCGUGGUGUCCGAGGUGCUCUACAUCCUGCUGCUGGUGGUCGGCUUCAGCCUCAUGUGUCUCGAGCUUUUCCACUCCAGCAACGUCAUCGACGGACUCAAACUCAACGCCUUCGCUGCCGUUUUCACCGUGCUGUCCGGUCUUCUGGGUAUGGUGGCCCACAUGAUGUACACCCAGGUGUUCCAGAUCACAGUCAGUCUGGGUCCUGAAGACUGGAGGCCUCACAGCUGGGACUAUGGAUGGUCCUUCUGCAUGGCGUGGGGAUCCUUCACCUGCUGCAUGGCCGCCUCCGUCACCACCCUCAACUCCUACACCAAGACUGUGAUCGAGUUCAGACACAAGCGGAAGCUCUUCGAGCAGGGCCUGCGUGAGGAGCAGAACUACCUGGACCAGGAAGCUUUCCACUACUUCCGGGACCGUUCACUCCAGUCCAUCUCCAGCACCGUGGAGGUCUACCCCGGCCACAGCGGCACCAGAGCCGGGCUUGUUGUCGGGGGGCCCGGUGCGGGCCCCGGUCCAGGUCCCGGACCGGGACGCGGGAAGAUGAGAGCGGGGUCUGCCUCAAUAGACUUGGGGGAGAACACGGACUCACUGGGGGAGGAGCAGUGCUGAGUCACACAUUGGAAUGAGGGGAUUGACUGGGUUGUGGGCGUGGCUACACGAUGAGGUGAACUGCACCUUCACAUGUGGACCCGGCCGCUAGUUUGUCCACUGUAACUGAAAGCAGAGGCAGAACUUAUUUUCUGUUUUAAGAGGACAACUAAAAGGCAGAUUAAACAUGGAUUACAAAAAGAAAAUACAAAUGUUCUUGCUGUGUGUGAAGUGAAAGUCAGUGUAAAGUGUGAGAAAUAGACUGUGGGUGAAAGUAGGCGUUCUCCUGCUUAUUUUGAGGUGCUGUGUGUAGUAUUUUAACAUCAAUACAUCGUCACAGUUUUGAAAAAUGGUGAAAGCCUUUGCUGAAUAGCGACCCUUGUAGCAAGAAGCGGAAAUUACUGUGGCCCUGAAGUCCAAAACACAGAAGUAUUUCAGAAAAUACAAGAAUGUUUUCAUUAAGGUUUCUUCUUUGUUACCAGCAAACACCCUUGAACAUCCUUCUUGGACUUUCUGGCAAACACAAUUAUGUGUCCGCCAACUGUUUAAUAUUAUCCAUGUAAAAUAAAAUAAAAUAAAAAAUAUAUAUUUAUUUAUUUAUUUAUUAAAUAAAAGAUUCUUGGGAGGAAUUAAAGAAUUACAUUAAAAUUAUAAUAAUUAAAAAAACAUCAUGAAUAAUUUAUUAAUCAUUUAUAUCAAAUUAAUUAAGAAUCAAAUGUAAUUGUGUUUAAAACUAGAUUUCUGAUUACGCCGCAUCCCUCCUGAAGGAGAUGGUCAAACAUGACUGUUCGUGGAACUUUUUUUUUUAAAAAAAAUCCAAGAAAAAUGAAUAUUAUCAAACUGUUGCUAUGAAAUGUAUGAACAGCUGCAUACCCUGUUAUUGGACUAUACACAGUAUAAACGUUAUUUGUGGUUUGUUCAGCAGUAACGAUAAUUUAUUCACAGUUAAUUUUUGUGUGUGUAUGUGUGUGUUUUGCACCUCAGGGCCACCGUAGAGGAACAUCAAUAUCUAAUUUAGCUAACAUUAGCCACAUAUGCUACUUGUCAUAUCAGACCGAGUUGUACUGCUGACGUGCUCGAGCAUGUUUGUCCCCCGAGUCCACUUCGAUGGAGUGCGAUCGCUUUGCAGUUGGGAUGGUCGUGAUUUUUAAAUAUUCAAAUAGUCAUUAAAAUAUUUUAAAAAACGCAAAUAUGUUACACAACUUUCUUGUCUUAAAAUUGUUUUCAACAGACACAACUGAUGCAGUUUUAGAAUAAUUACUACUCAUUAUUUGUUACAUUUUUUUAAAAAUGUAACAAAUAUGUUACUUAAUUACUGAUUUCUUAUCACUUUCUUUGUUGUGGGUGCUGGGCUGUGAACACACUUUACACCACAGGCAGUAUAAAGAUGAACGUAGUUACUGUGACACCACCUGUUGGUUUUUGAAGACAGAGAGGAGGUAUUCCUAAUACAGAAGCCCCGCCCACCUGUUGUUCAAAUCUUCUUUUUUUGGUUUAAAAGUUUGUUUCAGAUCUAUGAUGGGCGGGGCUGAGUCAUGCAAAGCUGCUGUAGUAGGGUCCAAUGAGCAGAAACAGCCACGCUAAAUAUGCAAAACAUAAUAUUUUGAGUUCACUCCUUCCUGCGUUAACAGAUGAUAAAUCAUUAAACUACAUCAUCCCAGCCACAUUUAUUUGGCCCAGUAGUGAACAAGCCUGCAGUAGACAUGCUAUUAGAUUAACACACUGGCUUUUGUAGCUCAUGUGAACUCUCGAUUUUCCAGGUCAAAUCAGUCCCUGGAGAAUCUCCCGGGCAAGCAAGACUGCCAACCGAUCAAGCAUGCUCCAAGACAUGCUUCUUUGUGAGCCUCGGUAUCUCUUAUCUGAUGUAGUCUGCA
Molecule: messenger RNA, 2980 nt
Organism: Maylandia zebra (zebra mbuna)
Lineage: Eukaryota; Metazoa; Chordata; Actinopteri; Cichliformes; Cichlidae
Gene: gsg1l
Product: gsg1-like
Cellular component (GO): plasma membrane
Source: RefSeq, a predicted model, not a curated record